AUGACGGUGAUUCAAAAAGUCAACGAGGCAAAAGUGGACAAAAUGGAUGGCACAUCUAAAGAGGACGUAAAAACUUUGAGACCCGUCAGGAACAGACGGUAUACACGAAGAUGCUUAGUAGCAGGUCAACGACCACAAAAAAGGCUUUUUACUCCAGAAAUAAAGCGGUAUUUGAAAGAUUGGCUCGUACGCCGAAGAGACAAUCCUUACCCAAACCGCGAAGAAAAAAAACACCUGUCUAGAGAAACAGGGCUCACUUAUAUUCAAAUAUGUAACUGGUUUGCAAACUGGCGGAGGAAGUUAAAGAAUGUAAACGCAGAUCGAAACCAAUUGACAUGGGGACAUCUCAUCCGUACUUACAACGAUCGUGCGCAAGGAAACGUAGAACAAUUUAGUAUCAGCUCGGAUGAUAGCAUAUGGAGCGAACCGGGACCUGAAAGUCCAGAACCACAACUAGACAUCGACAUAAGAACAGAGAGCAACGUAGAGUCUGACAACGCUUGUAACCAAGAUACUGACAGCUCUUCCACAUCACGCGAAAAGUAUGAAAGUUUCAAUAACAAUUCCAACGAAAUAGAGCGGUGCGAUAAAUCUUCCUGUGAUAAGAUAACUAGUCCCAUACUUCUAAGCAAAUGGCUCGAAAGCGCAGCUAGAUUCCAGCCUAGCGAAGCCAACUACUCGUGGUGGGCGGAAGGGAGACGGCGAAAGGAGCCAAAAGUCCGUGUCGCGAUCAGUACCUUGAGGCACGACAGAGAUGAAGUAGAAGCCGCAGUCGCUCUUACAGCUUUAGCGACUAGUCGCAUCACCGCACCA
Messenger RNA from Brenthis ino (lesser marbled fritillary), 813 nucleotides. NCBI's taxonomy places the organism in Eukaryota, Metazoa, Arthropoda, Insecta, Lepidoptera, Nymphalidae. The record is from the annotation of a GenBank genome assembly.